Molecule: messenger RNA, 5988 nt
Organism: Petromyzon marinus (sea lamprey)
Lineage: Eukaryota; Metazoa; Chordata; Hyperoartia; Petromyzontiformes; Petromyzontidae
Product: protein mono-ADP-ribosyltransferase PARP15-like
Biological process (GO): negative regulation of gene expression
Cellular component (GO): cytoplasm; nucleus
Molecular function (GO): transcription corepressor activity; NAD+ poly-ADP-ribosyltransferase activity
Source: RefSeq, a predicted model, not a curated record
CCACCCCCUCCCUUCCCUCCAUCGAUUCGCACACACGCCGGGUUACGAGUGUUGGUGUUGAUAUUCGACGUGCGAACAACAGCUUACACGUGGCGCCGAGUCAGCUCGCCGACUACCCUCAUAACAACUUUGCUUCUUCCACUUCUUCUCCCCCUGAUAACUUCAACAACUUCUGCUGCUGCUGCUGCUUCCACUUCUAACCUCUCCGUCGGCGCAAUCGUCAACGCACGGCAAAAAACCAAAAAGGUCUCCGCCUCCUGGAGCGGGCUGGGUACUUCAACGAGAACAGCCGAGGAGGAGGAGGAGGAGGCGGCGGCGGCUUCUUCAUCAUAAGGUGCACAGGUGAAGGACGAAGAAGGCUCUCGUCCCAGGUUUCAAAAAAGUACAUCUGAAGCAUGUACACAGUCGGGGAAUGGCAAAGACAUUGAUGCAUAAAGGGAAUUGAUGCCCAGAUACAGAAACGUGCAGCCAGAUGGAUUGGCAUUUCACCCAUGAUGUGCCUUACAAAAAGAGAAAAUGUUUUCGUGAUCCAAAUUUAAGUGGCGAUUCAUUUGAAGACAAUCAAAGGCAGCAGACCUUUGCACAGGAUUUUCAAGGCCAUCAAGAAGAGCUAUUCGCUGUGCUCUGCGGUGUGGAUGACAUUGGAGAUGAUAUUCUGAAGGAAUACGCAGAAAACAUUGCUCAGGAGGAAGUUAAUGUCUACCCCCUAACCAAAACCAAAAGAUGGCUGGACUGCAGCCAGGAGGCUAUCCAGAGGCUCCGAGUAAAUGGAAAACUUGACAUAAAAGGCAAGGAGAUGAAGGUUUGGAUCUGUACGCAAUCCGAGAUGGAUGUUGUUGUUGACAGGCGGAGGUUGGUCUUGAAUGGAUUAGCAGGGGACACUCCCAAAGACAUGGUCAUAUUAUAUGUGGAAGCCAUAUCAGGCUUCUUGUCGGAUGACUUUAAUAUCGAAUACUUCAGUGAUGCGGAAAUGGCUGUGGUGACCUUCCAAACCCCAAUUGACUUUAGAUGCUUGUUUGAGAAGAGAUCAAGAAAAAAAAUACUCAACAAGAGAGAGAUCAAAGCCAGGCUGCUGGAAGUGACAAACUGUGUGCUGGUGGAGGGGGUGGCACUGAACCUCAUUGAAGAUCUCCAUUUGUACUUCGAGAACAAAAUACGGAGUGGCGGAGGGGAGCUCUCUAACGUUAUUAUCAAAGAGGAUGAAAGAAAUGUCUACCUUUACUUCAAAGACUUGGCAGUUGUUGAAGAAAUUGUGUCAAGGCAACACAAUCUGUGCACAACGGAACUGAAAGUCGUUGCCUAUUAUGAUGAAAUAUGUUCUGCCCUUGGAAAACAAGAUCAACUAUCAGAGGACCCUGAACCAUUUUACAUACCAGUUGAUAUCAUGGUUAUGCAGUAUAUUUUAAACAGUUGUUUUGCAUUGAAAGAACUGACAUCCAUUCUAGAACAGGCAGAUGCUUCCUUUUCUCAUGGUGAAGGGUCAAAUGGCAACAUUACCUUUAAACCCAUUUUAGACAAGGGCGCAGUAAAUUAUCAAAGCCUUGCUAAAAAGUGGCAGCAAACAACAGAGACAUGUUUUCGAAAAUUCUAUGAACAGUAUUCUAAGAAUGAUUUGCCUUGUGCUAAAGCUGCAUGGGAAAGAGUUAAACAAGAAGUCUCAAUGCCUGAUCAUGUGCUGGUUGGUUAUGACUGUCAACAAGCACAGAUCUUUGUUACUGGGAGAAAUCAGGAUGUGCAAGAUGUAUGUAAACAGCUGAAGCCCUUUGUAAAGAAUGCUGAGGAUAACCUCUCUCAGGAAAGUCGGAUCAUCAGUGAUUGCAUAUCACUAGAAAGCCCAGAUAACUAUAAUUUAAUGCAGUUCCUGAACAUUGAAGAUUUUUGCGCUAAAUUGAAUCAUUUGCAUUUACAAUUUGAUGAAGGCUUCAGUUCCAUAACAGUUACGGGCAUGUCAAAAGAUUGUCAAAUAAUUGCAGAAGAAAUACACAAUCUUCUAAUGAGCAUAUCAAUAAAACAUUUGGUUAUUUCUGAUCAUGUUCUAAAAAUGUUUGCGGUACCAGGUGUCGUGAAAACAUUGAAUACGCAGUUUCAAAAAAGCUCAAUAUAUGCCAUUGUAGAAUUAAAAAGUGGUCAAAUGAAUGACACAUUCACUUUGAUAUCCAUUGCUGGACAUGCAGAAAAAGCGGAGUCUUGCAUAAAUGAAACAUUCACGGAAGAGUUGUUUUGUGUUCCAAAGGCACAAAGGGACUCAACCAGAACAAAAGAAUGGACAAUUCUAUUGACUGAUCUUGAAAAACGCAGGGGUGAUGAAUGUCAACAAAUAAUUCUUCGAACAUUUGAAGACCAAUAUGGUUCCUGCACCGAAGUUGUCAUUGCAGGUUUUACCCCUGCUGUGAAAGAUGCCUAUGGCAGAAUGCAAGUAUUUUGUAGAGACAACUGUACCGUUACAAAAUUCAUGGUAAUGCCAAAGUAUCAACUGGAGUUUUUGGAGAAACAUGAGCUCAUACUGCAUGACACUAAACUUUUGGGUAAAAAUAUCACAGUAGAGUAUGAACCUGUUUCAGGUUUUCAGAUAGUUGGACAAUCUAGCAUUGUAAAUGAGAUUGAAACGUUUAUCUGUGAAAAGGGAUUCAAGCUUUGCUCAAAUCUGCUCAGGAUUAAUACGCCAGGAGCUGCCAAAUAUUUACGUGAAAAUGAGGACUUUGCCAAAAGUAAAGUGUCAAAAGAUAAAGGUUGCAUGGUUUUCAUUGAGAUUGGGGCUGCUCAGUAUCCAUUUUUGCAGCUGAAGUGUCAGGAGGAUUUACCAGGAGGCCACACCAUCUCGAUCUACAAAGGGGACAUUUUUAAAACGCCGGUAGAUGUGGUUGUGAAUACAGCCACAGAAAAACUGCAAAUUUUGACAGAUGGAACCUUUGGAAAAACCCUUUUAGAAAUCGGAGGUUCAGACAUACAGAUGGAAUGCAAUGACCUCGUUCAUGAAAGUGGAGAGCUAAAGCCUGCAGAAGUAGUAAUGACGAGCCCAGGAAAGCUCCCAUGCCAGAAUAUUGCUCACAUCAUCUGUGGAUAUUUAAAGAAAAAUUCAUGGAAUACAUGUAUAGAUAUUUCCAAAAUGAAACUGGUAAAGGAGGGGAUUCAGAACGUUUUGAUGACAGCAGGGACAAUUGGGCACCGGAGUGUAGCAAUACCAGGUCUUUUGUUUGAGCGGUAUAGGUAUCCUUUGGACAUUUACACUGCAACACUCAUUGAUGCUGUCGAGUCUUUCUGUAAAGAAGAAGACAAUGCUGAUAAUUCCCUGACCGACAUCCUCUUUAUCGAUGUCGAUGACAGUGUACUCGAUGCUCUUGCAAAUGCUCUCCUGUGUAAGGUCGGGAAAAUUCCAGUUACAGAUGAGCCAGAUAGAGUUGUGGAUUUAUUGGUCCAGAAUGAAAAUGCAUUCUUACAUCCAGGCUGUCCUCAAACCCAGAGUUCAGCAACAACAGUCACCAGUCCAAGCUGCAUAACUACAAAUGAAGGACUCAACAUCUCCUUGGUUAUUGGCAGUAUUGAAGAAGAAAAUUCGGAUGUCAUAAUAAACACAACCUCGGCAAACAUGAAGUUGGAUUCUGGAAAGGUGUCCAGUGCCAUUUUCCGUAAGGCCGGUCCGACACUGCAGAAUCUCGUUGACAAUAUAGUCCAGGGCCAAUCCAUUCGUUCUGGGCAGAUUGUGAAGACGGACGUGACAGGCCUUAAUCUUUGCUGUCACAUGGUGUACCACACCAGCCUGGGUUCCUGGGACAAUGGCAAACAUCUCCACAAGUUCAUGAAACAUAGCCUAGAGAUGGCCCAUCGAGACGGGGUUUCUUCCAUCUCCUUCCCAGCACUUGGCACAGGAAUGCUCAGUUACCCACCAGCGAUGGUUUCAAGUUUCAUGUUUUCAGAAGUUAUCAACUUCAGCCAGAGUCAUCAGAAAACAAUGCUGAAGGACAUCCGAUUUGUGAUUUUCUCCAAAGACCAGCUCGUCAUUUCAGCCUUUCAGGCAGAGCUGGCCAAACAUCUUCGAGUUUUAGGUAGCAGCUACAGCGGUUUAAACGAAGCUGCCUGCUCGCAGGCCGCUAUGAUUGGUGAAUUUUGUUUGCCUACUCCCCAAAGACCAAGUGUGCCACGGAAGGUGCCGCCAUUUAAGUCCGCUUACCAAAACGAGGUUGUCAUUGUAAAAGUAUUUGGAAAGCUGAAAAAUAAUGUUGACGAUGUGAGCAAAAUGAUGAAAGAAUUAGUUGAUAAGGAAUGCAGCCCCAAGAGAAUUCAAAGCAAUUAUGUCUCGUCUUUGAAAGAUGAAGACAUAAACGUACUGGAAAAAGUUGAAUCCGAUUGUGAUGUGAAGAUCACACUCGCUUUUACACACAUCCAAAUUGAGGGUAUGAGUUCAGAUGUGUUUUCAGCUGCCACAAAUGUGAAUAAAGUAAUGAGUGAGUUGGAGAAAAAACACAUAGAGGAAUCCCUUUUCACCUCAUUUGCCAAGUGGCUGUUUGAUGACAAUGGACAAAUGAAAGCUUUUCACAAAGCCGAAGUCAUACAAAUUGAGAGAGCUUUUCUGCGGGAAGAAAAACAAGUCGUCAUCAAGAGGCCUGCAGGAAAUCUUGUUAUCAAUUUUAAUAAAAAUGAAGCAACUAAUCCACAAGGUGAAACCAUCAGAGUGAGAAGAGAAUGCAUAUUCCAAGAGCCGCCUGAUCCACACGCACUCAAAAUUGACAUACCACUCAACUGGGCACGAAUGCCAAAAGGACAAGAAGUGAUGAGGGUUUGGCUCCAUCCACAAUCGGAUGAAUACAAAAAUGUUGAGACUCGUUUUUUAAAAACUAUCACCGCUUUCAAGGUCUUCAGAAUUGAAAGGAUCCAAAACAUGAGCCUGUACCAUACCUAUCAGGUCAUGAAGAAGUCAAUUGAGUCAAGAAACGAUGGGCAGGUGAUAUGUGAGAAGCUGCUUUUCCACGGCACGCGAUCAGACUCCAUCGACAACAUUAAUCACCACGGAUUCAAUCGCAGCUAUGCUGGAAAAAAUGCUACGGUAUUAGGUGUAGGGACAUACUUUGCAUUGAACGCUUGGUACUCGGCCUCUGACACAUAUUCCAAACCCGAUGCCAAUGGAACCAAGUACAUGUUCCAGGCCCGUGUUCUCACUGGGUCCUAUUGCAAAGGGGACGCGAGCAUGAAGGAGCCACCACUGAAAAGUCCGUUUUCAAAAACUGUACGCUACGAUAGCGUGGUCGACAACUGCUUUUCACCGAGCAUGUUUGUGGUAUUCUACGACAAUCAGGCUUACCCAGAGUACCUCAUAACCUUCUCUAAAUAAGUUGCCUGUUGGCUGUGAAUUCUGUGGUUCAAAAUGUACAUAAAUGCCUUGUCCAGUCUAUCAGAGUGUUGACAUUUUAUUCUUUGUUGCGUUGAUAUAAUUGUAUAUUUUCCAGUUUAUACAUUUUACGAUGUGCGCUGCAGUAGUUAACUCACGGUUGGUUGUUUUCAAGGUUUGUUUUUUUCCAGCAUUAGUGUUUACAGUAAAACCUUUUGAAGCCGGACUAAUUUAUUGUCCGGGGGUUGUCCAGCAUACUGAAAAUAAUCGAGAAGUAGGUAAUUAUUAAAGUUAAGUUACAAAUACAGUUGUCGGAAUAUUUCACAAUCUUGAUACUGUAGUUCACAGUUUUAAACUGCUCAGCUUGAAUACAGUAAAAAUCCUUAAUCUAAUUUUCUUAAAAAUCCAUGUUUAAUGGAGGAAGCUUAUGAGGUUCUUUAAAAUGCCAUUUUUAGAUUGACUUUAAAGUGGCAGCCUAUUAAUAAAAUAAAGUGUUAUUGUUGUGAAGAAUCUCGAAGCAACCUUUCUCAUAUAAGACUUUAAGUUACAUUUAAUGUUCAGCAUUGAGGAAUGUGAUAAUGGCCAAUUUUGUGAUAUUGCUGUGUUAUACAAUGCAAAUGCAUAUGUUUGGUCUUGUUUAAUGUGCAAUAAACGGAUACUGAAAA